Lolium perenne is the source of this 1038-nucleotide messenger RNA. The record is from RefSeq and is a predicted model, not a curated record. Lineage: Eukaryota; Viridiplantae; Streptophyta; Magnoliopsida; Poales; Poaceae.
AUGGGGUUUGAUGAGCGUUGGCUGAACAUGGUCAGUAAAAUCCUGGAUUCUGGCUGCUCAGCAAUACUCCUCAAUGGAGUACCAGGUACAGAGUUCAAAUGCAAGCGGGGGGUACGGCAGGGUGACCCCCUGUCCCCACUAUUAUUUGUGGCAAUGGGCGAUGUGCUCCAAUCGGUCAUCAAUACCGCAUGUGAGGAAGGUCUUCUCCACCUACCCAUCCCACAGCCGGCAUCUGAAGAUUACCCGAUCAUUCAGUACGCGGACGACACCAUUGUCGUCCUGCCAGCCUGCCCGGAGCAGCUACAAACCAUUCAGAGCAUCCUCCAAGCCUUCGCACAAAGUACCGAGCUCGUAGGCAUUGUAUCUGGAGAAAAUUUGUGGAUGGAGAGGAAAAAUUUGAUAUGGUCUGCUUACUAUGACACUGGGAUACCACAUGCGAUACCCAAAUGCGGCUCCUUUUGGUGGAAGGACGUGGCGAACCUCAUGCCUAUCUUCAGAGGGGUAUCCAAAUGCAGCAUAGGAGCAGGCGACACCAUCCUCCUUUGGAAGGAUGCAUGGUGCAACCCACAGCUCUCCGAAGCCUCCCCUAGAUUGUUCUCCUACUCGCUCAACGAAGACAUCUCGAUUACUGAUUUUGUGAAUGAGCAAAACAUGGGAAACCUCUUCCAACUGCCGCUCUCCAUUGAGGCACAUACAGAGCUGCUCCAAUUGCAACUAGACAUCAAUGAGGACACGAUUAACAGGUACAUUCCAGACAAGUGGGAGUUCGCUUGGGGGAAAUCUGCGUAUAAAUCAAAGGACUUCUAUCAAUACUGCUUCCGUGAUGUGGUUGCCCCCGAGUAUCUGCAACUGAUUUGGAAAUCCAAGUGUAUGAUGAAGCACAAAGUGUUUGCAUGGCUGAUGCUAGUGGACAGGAUUAACACCAGAGACAUGUUGAGGAGAAGAAAUAUGAACAUUGGAUCGGUGUUCUCAUGCAUGCUGUGUGACAUAGGGCAAGAUGAAACCAGAAAUCACAUGUUUUUCUCGUCGUCGGUUUAG